UCGGGCACUCUUUCCAUCAUCGCAAGGAUGUCAGACGCCAAGCAAAUCGCGGCACAGAAAAGCGCCAAAAUAGCAGCUGGAGCUGUUGUGUGUGUUGAGAGUGAAAUAAGAGGAGAUGUGACCAUUGGUGCUAGAACAGUUGUCCAUCCCAAAGCACGGAUUAUAGCAGAGGCAGGACCUAUUGUGAUUGGAGAGGGUAAUCUAAUAGAGGAGCAGGCGCUCAUCAUUAACAGUUAUCCAGAGAAUAUCAUGCCGGAUACAGAGGGAGUGGAGCCGAAAACGAUGACAAUUGGGACCAAUAAUGUGUUUGAAGUUGGAUGUGUAUCUCAAGCUCUGAAAAUAGGAGACAAUAAUGUGAUUGAAUCUAAAGCUGAUCUGGGGAGAAAUGUGAUCCUGACCAGCGGGUGCAUCAUUGGCGCGUGCUGCCAGGUCAACACAUGCGAAGUCGUGCCUGAGAACACCGUCGUGUACGGCUCAAACUGCAUCAGGCGCGUGCAGAGUGAAAAGCCACAGCCUCAGACUCUGCAGCUGGAUUUCCUUAUGAAGAUUCUGCCCAACUAUCACCACCUGAAGAAGACCGCCAAGGGAGGGAGCACGCCAGUGAGGAACUGAGAUUGAGUAAUACAACCCAAAGCCUCAGCACAAAAACACGUCUCUGUUACACUUUCGUGUUCUUUAAUGUCCCAUAGACCUCAUGCACUGAAAAGACACUCUGCAUUUCUUCUUUUACAUGAAGAAUAAUAUCAAUCUUACACUCUUGAGACAAUGUCUAGUAUGCACUUUCACUUUAAGAUCACUAUUUACACUAAAUGUAAUAUAUUUUCAAACUUUCCUGUGCCAUUUUAUUGAUUUCCCAUUAAAAUUGCACCCACUGAUCACAAAUAUAUUGCAAUAAAUAUAUCAA
This is a messenger RNA of Cheilinus undulatus (humphead wrasse), 904 nucleotides long. RefSeq names its product dynactin subunit 6 (gene dctn6). The record is from RefSeq and is a predicted model, not a curated record. Gene Ontology annotation, biological process: mitotic spindle organization. The transcript is spliced from 7 exons. Gene Ontology annotation, cellular component: dynactin complex. Gene Ontology annotation, molecular function: dynein complex binding. Bases 28 to 612 code for a protein of 194 amino acids. NCBI's taxonomy places the organism in Eukaryota, Metazoa, Chordata, Actinopteri, Labriformes, Labridae.